CCCAAAGGGAUACCCCUCCUCCUCCUUUCCUCGCCGCCGCAGCCUCCGCACCCAGCUCUAUCGCCGCCGCCGCCACGCUUCCCUUCCCCUCUCCAGAAGCUUCUCGCCGGAGGCGGAGGAGGAGGAGAGAUGGCGGAGCGGCUGACCCGUAUCGCGAUAGUCAGCGAGGACAAAUGCAAACCGAAGAAGUGCCGGCAGGAGUGCAAGAAGAGCUGCCCCGUCGUCAAGACCGGGAAGCUUUGCAUCGAAGUAACUCCGGCGUCGAAGCUCGCGUUCAUUUCUGAAGAGCUGUGUAUUGGUUGUGGUAUUUGCGUUAAGAAAUGCCCGUUUGAUGCCAUUGAGAUUAUCAACCUUCCUAAAGAUUUGGAAAAAGAUACUACUCAUCGCUAUGGUCCAAAUACCUUCAAAUUGCACAGGUUGCCUGUUCCAAGGCCUGGUCAAGUUUUAGGCCUUGUUGGGACAAAUGGAAUUGGAAAGUCGACAGCACUCAAAGUGUUAGCUGGCAAGCUCAAACCCAAUUUGGGACGAUUUAAAAAUCCACCGGACUGGCAGGAAAUUCUGACGUACUUCCGUGGCUCUGAGCUUCAGAACUACUUUACACGCAUAUUGGAGGAUAACCUUAAGGCAAUCAUCAAGCCUCAGUACGUGGACCACAUUCCAAAAGCUGUCCAGGGAAAUGUUGGACAAGUACUUGACCAGAAAGAUGAGAGAGGCGUGAAAGCUGAGCUUUGCGUUGACCUUGAAUUGAACCAAGUUAUUGAUAGAAAUGUGGGAGAUCUGUCUGGUGGUGAGCUCCAGAGAUUUGCAAUAGCAGUUGUUGCUGUGCAGAAUGCGGAGAUUUUCAUGUUUGAUGAGCCAUCAAGUUACCUUGAUGUUAAGCAGAGGCUUAAAGCCGCACAAGUCAUUAGGUCUUUGCUUAGACCCAACAGCUAUGUUAUUGUUGUGGAGCAUGAUUUGAGUGUCUUGGAUUACUUGUCCGACUUUAUUUGCUGCUUGUAUGGGAAGCCAGGUGCUUAUGGUGUAGUUACUUUGCCAUUUUCGGUCCGAGAAGGUAUCAAUAUUUUCUUGGCCGGAUUUGUUCCAACAGAAAAUCUACGGUUUAGAGAUGAAUCUCUUACUUUUAAGAUUGCUGAGACUCAGGAAAGUGCCGAGGAGAUUGAGACAUACCAACGAUAUAAAUACCCUACCAUGAGCAAAACACAGGGUAAUUUCAAGCUCACUGUUGUUGAGGGUGAGUUCACUGAUUCACAGAUUGUCGUGAUGCUUGGUGAGAAUGGGACCGGGAAAACUACAUUCAUCAGAAUGCUGGCUGGGCUGUUGAAGCCAGACACCGUGGAAGGAACAGAGAUUGAAAUUCCUGAAUUUAAUGUGUCCUACAAGCCUCAGAAAAUUAGCCCGAAAUUCCAGCAUUCUGUGAGGCACUUGCUUCAUCAGAAAAUACGGGAUUCAUAUACUCAUCCUCAGUUUGUGUCUGAUGUCAUGAAGCCACUACAAAUAGAGCAACUCAUGGACCAGGAAGUUAUUAAUUUAUCAGGUGGAGAGCUACAAAGGGUGGCAAUAUGUCUUUGCCUUGGAAAGCCUGCAGAUAUCUAUUUGAUUGAUGAACCAAGUGCCUAUCUUGAUUCGGAGCAGCGUAUUGUUGCAUCGAAGGUUAUCAAAAGAUUCAUCCUUCAUGCAAAGAAAACCGCAUUUAUUGUUGAGCAUGAUUUCAUCAUGGCUACAUACUUAGCUGACAAGGUUAUUGUUUAUGAGGGGCGACCUUCUAUUGACUGUACUGCCAAUGCACCACAGUCUUUGGUAUCUGGGAUGAACAAGUUCUUAUCGCAUCUCGACAUUACUUUUAGAAGAGAUCCAACGAACUAUAGGCCACGAAUAAACAAACUGGACUCUACAAAAGACAGGGAACAGAAGUCUGCAGGAUCAUAUUACUACCUUGAUGACUAAUGUGAAGGCGUACAGAAUCAUCUUGUGGAGCUUCCCGCCCAUAAUUUUCCCAGGCUGUCGAUGUCUUAUUUCGUAUUUAUUCAGAAAUGUACCUGGAAGCUACCACAGCAUGAAGCAUGCUAAAUAAUUGGCUGAGGGAGUCAAGUGUAUCAUCAUCAGUUACAAGGCCUAGCAUGUGAUGCUGACACUAGUUUUGAUUUUUGCUGGUUUGAUAUAAUAUGGUGAUGGGAAAGAGAUGUUACUGUUAAACUGAGCAGCUUUGUCAGGAUCGGAAGAUUGUGAAUUUUUGUGUAUUUUGCAUUAUUGUAUCGUGGAUUUACCAACUGGCACCCUUAAAUCCUUUGGUUUUAUAGGGCAUAUAAAGUUUUUUGUGCUGCUACUCAUGUUA
Molecule: messenger RNA, 2332 nt
Organism: Oryza brachyantha (malo sina)
Lineage: Eukaryota; Viridiplantae; Streptophyta; Magnoliopsida; Poales; Poaceae
Product: ABC transporter E family member 2
Exons: 12
Coding region: 130-1944 (604 amino acids)
Biological process (GO): translational termination; translational initiation; ribosomal subunit export from nucleus
Molecular function (GO): iron ion binding; ATP binding; ribosomal small subunit binding
Source: RefSeq, a predicted model, not a curated record